This is a messenger RNA of Sinocyclocheilus grahami, 2085 nucleotides long. RefSeq names its product zinc finger protein 501-like. The transcript is spliced from 2 exons. NCBI's taxonomy places the organism in Eukaryota, Metazoa, Chordata, Actinopteri, Cypriniformes, Cyprinidae. The coding region runs from base 427 to 2001 and encodes 524 amino acids. The record is from RefSeq and is a predicted model, not a curated record.
CGAAUGUUCCUUCUGCCAGGACGACAGGGGGCGGUCGAGCGCUUGUUUCUUCAACGCUUUGUUUUUUUUUUUGUGCUCAUGCGCUCCAACAUAGUUGGCGCCAGAUGAUCCGCGGCGCCAUCCCGCUACGUGCGUACGGAGGGAGAGCGCGAGAGAGCGAGAGAAAGAGAGAAAGAGAGAAAGAGUGACCGAAACCGCAACCGAACCAAGAUCUUCAGGCUGUAGACUGCGCCGCGGCGACCAGCAGCGCAUCUCGCGAAAGAGCCAUUAAAGGGCCAAGAGGCAGGGCUGAUCCUGACUCAAGAACUGACUGAGCCUGUGACGGGCAACCCUUCAAGUUUCUUUGCGGGAAAGCGGAGCUCGUAGAGCAACGCUAAGUUUCACUUAACCGGGAAGACGGAAGUCGUCAGGCUGGAGUGUGUACUGAUGGCUGAGUCAGAGACUGACUGUGACACACCAGGUCUCGAUACAUUGGGAUCUGAGUGUGUCAUUGCCCAUACGCAAGUUGGUGACUUGCAUUAUGGAGCGGAAACUGAGAUUAUGACUCAGGAGGACAAAAGACUUGACCUAGAGGCUAUUCAUGGUGAUUUAGGGGCAGUGACCUGUGUGGAUGUGGUAACAGAGACCGACCAUGACUACAUUAAAUCUGAAAUACACCAUGAUCAUCAUCAAUACUUCAGCAGUGCAGAAAUCAAAGGCAAUGAGCAUUUGCUCGGUGAGGUGCUGUUGAAGACGGAGAUAGGUGGUGGAGAACAUAUCGUAAAGGUGGAGUCUGACCACGGAGGGGAGCUUACAGUGGAGUCAGAGAAUGGCGUUAUCAUACAUGAAGCCCAUGGCCUGCAAUGCAGUGAGUGUGGUGAGAUUUUUGGCUGUAUGUCUGAUCUGCACGAACACUUUGAAAUCCACAAAGCCACUCACCCCUACAUUUGUGUCCACUGUGGUGAGAGCUUCGCUGUUGAAGCCAGCCUAAGAAGUCACAUGAGGAUUCACAUGAAAGAGAAAAGUUAUACCACUGGUCUUGAGAUGGUUGGUAAAGGAGUCAUUGAUGCCUUCAACUUGAAACCCCACCAGAUGAUGCACUCUCCUGAAAAGCCACAUAGAUGUUCAGAGUGUGGCAAAAGCUUCGCUGCUGCCAUCACUCUCCGGGAACACAUGAAAAUGCAUUCGGAUGACAAACCCUACAAAUGCACCCAAUGUCGAAAAAGCUUUGUGCGCAGACGUCAUUUGAAAAAACAUCAAGAGCUGCAUGCCCACGACAAGCCUUUUACCUGUCUUCAGUGUGGAAAAGGCUUUAUGACGGCUUCCAAUCUCAAGCAGCACCAGAAGACUCAUGCUGGUGAAAAGCCGCACAGAUGCACCCAGUGUGGAAAGUGUUUUGCAGCAGCAGCCACGUUGAGAGAGCAUCAGAGAAUCCACUCAGGGGAGAAGCCCUACAAGUGCACCCAGUGUCGGAAGAGCUUUGUAAGGAAACGCCACCUCAAGAAGCAUCAGCUGGUCCAUCAGGGUGGAAAGCCCUACCGCUGCUCUCAGUGCGACAAGGGUUUCAACCAUUCUUCCUCCUUGUCACGACACCACAAGGUCCACCUGGAGGCCAAGAUGUAUGCCCAGGCCGAUAAGGAUUUCCCCUUCGAUACUACGCUGAAAAGGGGAAUGCACACAGGUGAAAAGCCAUACAGCUGCAACCAUUGUGAGAAGAGUUUCAAUCAUUCGUCAUCACUAUCCAGGCAUCAGAGAACUCAUUCUGAUGGAAAGUCCUACACCUGUGCUCAGUGUGGGAAGAGGUUCAAUCAUCCCUCCUCUCUUGCAAGGCACCAGCGGGUUCAUUUGGAGGAUAAGUCAACUUAUAGUGCUAUUGCAACAGGAAAGGGAUUCCCCCACACUACCAUCUUGAAACAGAGAAUCCUUCAGAGUGAGAAACCAUAUAGGUGCGCUCAGUGUGGAAAGGGUUUCAAUCAUUCGUCUUCUCUGUCUAGGCAUCACAGAAUUCAUAUUGAUCAGUAAGCCUGUUUUUCUCUCCCACAAGUGGUGCGCUACCAUUCAUUUCAUGAUUCAGGCCAGCUUGUAAUGUUAAAGGUUUUGGCAAAA